GACGGAAGGACUUCAGAGGCGCACACCUCAAUCGUCAUUGGUUGUUGGUUGUUUACUUCAAAACGGACCGCGGAAACGUAGAUUGAAUCAGCAUGGAUGCAGAAAAGGAAUUCUUGCGGGAUCAAGUCCAGAGGUUAAAUUCUGUUCUCAGCCGGUAUCAGCAGGGGGCCACAUCAUCUCAGCUGGAUGAGGCACGGCAGGCAGAGUCUCCUCCACCCUGGCUGUCGGACAGAGGGAUAAUGGCUCCUCUUAUAGUAGAGUACGAUCGGCACAUGGACGAAAUGACUGAACAGCUUCAGAAAUAUCAGGAGAUGAUGACUGAUGUCAGACUGAAGCUGGAAAAGGUUGUGGAGGAAAAUGAAAGGUUGCACACAGAGCUGAGGCAGUCCAUUGAGAAGCAGCUCCACACCCUGCCUGUCGUCUCAGUAGCAGAGGACAGCGCAGUAGAGGGCAGUGCCAUCAUUAAAAACCUGCAGGAACAAGUCCAGCUGUCUCAGCAGGAGCGGACACAGGCCAUGGAGCUGUGGCAGACGACGGCCCAGGAGCUGGACCGCCUACAGCAGUUCUACCAGAGGACCAUCUCUGACGGGCGCCUUCACAAUGCUCAGAGACAGCAGCUCAAGGAUCAGCUCGUUCAGUUCCAGCAGCACUCUUACAAGCUCCAAGCGGCCAAUCAGAAACUGGAAUCUACGAACCAGCAGCUCCUGAAGACGGUGACAGAGCAGAGCGCAGAAAUGGAGGAGCUGCACUGCCAGCUCAGGCAGGCUAAGGCUGAACUUAGGACAGCCACAGUCAAAGUGGACGAGAUGACCAAAUUCUUGCAGAGUCUCCAGGAACAGGUGCAAAGACGAGAGGAAGAGAUGGCCGAGGCUCAGGGCAGAGAGGAUGCAUCAGACAGACGACUCCAGCAGCUUCAGACAACCCUGAGCCAACUCGACACCCGACUAAAGGCUGCAUCUCAGGAGACUGAGGCAGUUCGUCGAGAGCAAGCUGUUUGGGAGAAGAAGGUGGGAGAACUCCAGGCGCGGUGCACCACCCUAGAAGAGGAGAAGUACGAGGCUCUGUCCAAAGUCAGAGAGAAUGUUCAAGUGGCUGAAGAGGCUGUAUUGCAGAACGAGCAGUCUCUGUUAAGAGAGAAACAAAAGACAGAGGAGCUAGAAAAGAUGAAGCACGCUAUCAAACACUUGAUCCAGGAGGCUGCAGUCCGAACCAGGAAAGAGGUGGAAAAUGUGCGCAAGCAGUGCAACAUCCAAAUCCAUCGUAUGGCAGAGGAGCUGUCUGCACUACAGCUGGAGUGUGCAGAUAAAGAGUCUCAGAUUGAAAGGUCCCUGCGUGAAAGAAAAGCUGUAGAAGAGGAACUGGAGAAGGUGUACAAGGAAGGCAGGGCGGAGCCAGAGUUCAGGAAGAUUGAGGCCCUUCAUCAGAGGUGUCUAAAUGCAGAGAGGUUGAAGGAAGAUAUAAACCUCACUCUCCAAAGCACUCAGAACAAGCUGAAAAAGAUGGAGAUGGACUAUAGCGAGGAACUGUCUCGGUGCCAGGAGGAGGUACGGCGGCUGCAGGGCCUACUGGCCACAGCUCGGAACGACUGUGUCGGCGUCAGCGAGGAGCGGCUUCAGCUUCAGCAAGAGAACAUGCAGCUGCGCAAGGAGAUGGAUGAGCUGCGCAAGGCUAGCAUGCAGAUUCAAAGAAAUGCCAAGCAGAAGGUCUCACAGAUGGAGCAAGCAUGCAGCCUCAAAGAGCAGGGACUUGACGCGCGGGUGAGGGAACUAGAGGAAAGGAGCCGAAGCUCCACUGCCGAUCUGACACGCCUCCUUGCAGCAGCGCAAAAAAGCACUCAACGAUGGAAGGAAGAGGCCAAGAACCUAGUGCAGGCCUUUGAAACUAAAAUCACAGCUCUCAAGGCAGAACUGAAACGGCAGAAACGGCGCUCGCUUGAGUUAGAGAUACAGCUCCAAACGAACCAUAACACAAUAUCUGAGUAUGAGAAACAGCUUGCAGAAUAUCAAGAGAAGACAAGUCGUCUCCAGAGAAGACUGACACAAGCUGAGCAGAAGGCAACUACAGCUUUGCAUCAGCUGAACAUGUUGGCAUCACAGCGCAGGAAACCUGCGACAGUGGAUCCAGGGACUCUAUGACAAGUGGCCAACUUUGGGGAAAAUAAUUAUAAUAAAAUAGCCAAAUCUUUCUUAGGUUCACAUAAUUUGGAUUCUUGCAAAACUUUGUCAACUUUGAUUUUAUUUAUUUUUUUAUUUUCUAUGAAGGAAUUGUAUGUAUUUCAAUAAAUAAAUGAAUAAAUAUGAAUUGGGGAAAAA
Messenger RNA from Girardinichthys multiradiatus, 2312 nucleotides. It is a transcript of the gene sclt1, whose product is annotated as sodium channel and clathrin linker 1. Bases 93 to 2135 code for a protein of 680 amino acids. The record is from RefSeq and is a predicted model, not a curated record. The transcript has 22 exons. Lineage: Eukaryota; Metazoa; Chordata; Actinopteri; Cyprinodontiformes; Goodeidae. Gene Ontology annotation, biological process: clustering of voltage-gated sodium channels; cilium assembly. Gene Ontology annotation, cellular component: centriole.